Prunus dulcis (almond) is the source of this 1589-nucleotide messenger RNA. Its product is annotated as phosphatidylinositol N-acetylglucosaminyltransferase subunit C-like. Bases 606 to 1517 code for a protein of 303 amino acids. NCBI's taxonomy places the organism in Eukaryota, Viridiplantae, Streptophyta, Magnoliopsida, Rosales, Rosaceae. Gene Ontology annotation, biological process: GPI anchor biosynthetic process. The record is from RefSeq and is a predicted model, not a curated record. Gene Ontology annotation, cellular component: membrane; glycosylphosphatidylinositol-N-acetylglucosaminyltransferase (GPI-GnT) complex. The transcript is spliced from 5 exons.
CUUCUUCCCCAAAACACCGAAUUACCUGAAACCAAAUUGAAGUCUGCUCCAGCGACCCAACCUCAAUCUUUGUAUCUCUUUUUUCUUUGGCAUUCCGAAUAGCUCUAGCUCAGCUCAGCUUCUAAUUAUUGUUGUUCUUGCGAUUCUUUAUUUUGGUGCUGCAGGGAUACAGGCUUUAAUACUGAAGUUUCCUGAAGGCCUCUCUGUGUCUUUAAUUCCUGCCCAGAAAGGAAAAUACCAAGUACCAAAACAAGACCCAAAAUACCGGAGCAUAGUCCUCACUUAGAAUCUAAUUAAGAUUGGAUAUGAAAGCACAAGGUGUGGGUGUGAAUAAAGAGAUAAAGAGAUACCUGAAACAGGAAAACACAGAGUCAUUGUUACGGAUCCAUCUCCCCCAGAAAAUUGUCAUACAUCCAUCAAGCAACUAAGAAGCAUACCAAGCUGAUGAAGAAGCAGCUGAAAAUAAGAGUGGAAUAAAAUGGCUAAUGCUUUGCAUGUAUCAAAAACUGCAAAAUAUUAGGGUUGAAACAAAUAGAGCAAAAUACACCCAUGAGAUUUAAUGUAACUGAGGACAGAUUUUGUUUUUGCUCGACAUUUGGAUUGUAAUGGAUACCGGCAUUACUGAAAGGACAUCUCCUGCCCAAGCCAAAUGGAGAAAAGUGGCCUACGGAGGGAUGCAACCUGGGUUCGAUGACAAUCACACUGAUGAAUCUUUUCUUGAAGAAAUGGUCACAAAUGCCAAUGUGGGCAAAAGGGACAUGCUAAAAGUGAUGCAAGAUUCAGUUUCCAUCGCCCAAUAUCUGUGCAUUGUAGCUCUCAUUGGUUUGGUUUGGAUAUACACCCUCAAAUCAACUCUUAAUGAAAAUUCCCUUUUGCUUCUUGAUGUCACCCUUCUUGGAUUGGGUUUUCUUAUUCUCCUCCUCACUCAAGAAAUGUUUUCCCUCAAUCUUCUCUUCCAUUACUUCCUCAAUAUUUCUUUCUUUACCACGGGCUUAUAUCUUCUGGCUCCCAUUUAUCAAACUCUUACAAGAUCAAUUAGCUCAGACUCCAUCUGGGCAGUAACAGUUUCACUCCUUGUGCUUCAUCUUUUCCUCCAUGACUACUUUGGAUCCACCAUAAGAACCCUAGGGGCUGCAAACAAUCCAACAUUGACAAGUUGCAUCUCUUUAAAUGCUUCUGUUGUGGCCUCAGUUUUUAUUGCUUCACGCCUUCCAUCGAGUCAGCUUGUGUUUGCCAUGAUGCUCUUCUCCUUGCAAGUUUUCCUUUUUGCUCCAUUGGUUACUUACUGUAUCAGGAAGUAUUCCUUCCGUCUGCACCUUUGGUGUUCUUUUGGUCUGAUGAUUGCGACCUUGGCUUUGGUUUAUACCCUGCACUUUUUUCUUUUUGUCGUGUUUUUAGGGUUGUUGGUUUUUGUAACUGUGGUCUGCCCAUACUGGCUUAUACGAAUGCAAGAAUACAAAUUUGAGAUAAAUGGCCCUUGGGAUGAGGCUAAGCUUUGUUUUGAUAUAAUAGAUUGAGAUUUUAAUGGCCAUUUGACUGUUCGUUGUAAUAUUUGGAAUGUCAAUGAAGAAAAUUCAUUGUUGUAUGAA